AUGUCGCAUCGACCAUCUCCCACUCUACCGAGGCCACCAUCGAGCGCGUCCUUGAGACCAUCUGCAUCAAACGCGUCCCUAAGACCAUCUGCAUCGAGUGCAUCUCUGCGAACACAGUCCCGUCUCUCUCAGAGGCCAGGAUCUCGACUAUCCCGUCCCGGAACCAGGCAAUCCAUGCGCGUCCUCCCCCAGAUACACAAGCUUGUGACUCAAGUUACCGGCUUCACUGCAGACGGUGGCGACCCAGAUGCAUUUCAUGCCGUUACAGACCUUGUGACAAGGAAACUCGACCAGGUACUGAAGCAAGCACCGAGCACGGAUAUGUCGAACGCGGAUAAGCAGAUACGUGGGUACAUUCAGAAGGCACAGAUCAAUCACCAGAAUCGGGUAGCUGAGGCUUUGAGCCAUGCUUAUUCCCAGCUAAAGGCCAAAAGCAAGGCACUAACGGACCUAGACGAGGAUAUCAAGCUAUCUCGCCUACCCGACCAUCUCCAGUUCCUUCUUGCGCUAUCCGCUCCGGUGACAUCAUCAACUACCCUUGCUGCUGAAGAGUACAUCGAUCGAAUCAAAAAUCCACCAUCUGCCGUCCCAACACUUACAUGGCAAGAUAUCCUCGCCGAAGAGCCUUUCGAAGGCCAGCACUGGGAAGGCGUGUAUGGUCUUCCUCCAGGGAGCACGGUGGAGAAAUGGGAAACGCGUAGUGGAGGCAGCACACCAUCACUCUCGCCUUGGGAUGACUCGGAAUCGGACGAAUACGAUCGCGAAGAUUCUCGCUUCUCUUUUGAAGCCGAGGCUUUUGAAACACAUGAGUCUUUCCGUCUACCAAAACCACCUGGCAAUGUCUUUCAAGCGCCUGUUGACGUGUUCAAACACCUACAAGAUACGGAGAAGCUCCGGUCGCGGCAGUAUUGGAGGGAAGGAUGGCAGCUUGAUGCGAAUAUUUCCCGUCCCUUUGACUUGGGCGAUGCUUCAACAUUAGAGGAACGACAAGUUGUUAGAGAGGUUUUGAUGUGCUUACAGAAUAGAAAGAAUAUCAUGGUGGACACAAGCCGAUACCCAUUUGAGGUUCACCCUCAUGCACCCUGCCUCCUCCACUAUACCGAGGCGUCGCAAAAAUCGAUCCUCGCGUCGUUCGCGCGUACGGCAUCGACUCUGUCAAUUUUGCGACGUUUCACGUCUGAAGUGGUCUACAAAAGCUCUGACUUCUCGCCGAUCCCUAUAUCAGGUUCCCAGCUCCUUUCCCAUAGCACCCGAACGCGCACCCUCGAGGCGUUCUCUGACGCUAUCGACACACAAAUCCGGCUGUUUGACGCUUGGUGCGCCUCGAGGGAAGAAACCAUCUUUCGUGCUACUUCAGGCCUUGGCGAUCCACUGGUCAUCAGCCUGCUCAGCCUCGAAAAGAGCAUUCGGGACGACUUCUCCAGCCUCUUCGACGUCCUCUUUUCUAUCCUUCGACGUAUCCUGCAUCUCGCUAGCCCGCGCUCGGAGCCACACGCAGUCUGGAUUCUCGCAGACCUGCGAAGCCGUACACCGCCGUCCGUGAUCACAGCCACGAUCCUCGACGCUCUCCUCGACGCUGUUCAGAAGCAAGCUGGGAUGGGGGAACACGCGACCGCACAGAAGCUUCUCGACAUCUUCGGUACAACCGUCGGCCCGCUCUGGGCGAUGGUCGGCGGCUGGUUGAAAGACGGGAUGUCGACGCGGGAGCUGUGGAGCACGGGAAACCCGCGCAAUCUGGACGAGGAGUUCUUCAUCGAGGACCAGGAGCUGCCGUUGCUGGAUCCGGAUUUUUGGUCGGAUAGCUAUAUAUCGAGGACUGAGCCUGAGGUUGCGGAUAACGGCGAGUUUGUCGCGCCGAUUCCGGGAAUCUUCAGGAACUCGGUUGAGAGGAUUUUGAAUGCGGGCAAGGCGGUGGGGCUGUUGAGGGCGCUGGUGUAUCAGCCUGCGGCGGCGGAGCAAGAAGGAGACGGGGACGGGGACGGGAUGCAGCAGCUGAGUGUGUUGUUGGCAUGGAGAAGGUUUGACGAGAUUCUUGAGACGUUUACGGUUGGGACUGGCGGCUCGUUUGAUCUGGAGAUGCUCUCGUAUCUCGUGCGGGACGACAUCGUCGGGUAUUGCGAUGCGUCGGACGUGCGGCUAACGCGCGUGCUCACGGAGGACUGCGACUUGUUCAAGCAUAUGCAUGCGCUACAGGGGCUGUACUUGAUGGUGGAAGAUGAUGUGGUGGGUUUCUUAGACGUAUUGUUUUCGAAGAUGGAUACAUCCCAUCUCUGGAACGACUUCCAUUUCCUUAACAAUGCCUUCAGCGAAACCGUCGCCGCGCGCUCCUCAGGUUCCUCGAAGUGGAUCGAGAGCCCUCUCGUCCGCCUCUCAUUCCGCGGGAGCUCCUCCGCAGUGCCCAGGAGCGUACGCGUGUUCGAGGGCCUGCUCGUCGAGUACGCAGUGCCGUUCCCGCUCACCUACAUUUUCACGCCUAAUGUCCUCGAGACGUAUGGAUCCAUCCUUGUGUUCCUCGUGCAGGUGCGCCGAGCAAAGCGCCUGCUGGAGAGGAUCAUCAUCAGGAGCUCGGUGCUAGACGCUGGCGCCAGAGAGAAGCAGCUACAGGCAGAGCUGAAGGUAUUUUAUGCAAUGCGGGGGAAGUUGUCUUGGUUUAUCAACACGUUGCUGAACUUCUUCACAACGUACGUAAUCCAAGCCCAGAUUCGAAAGUUUCGCGAGGAGUUCCGAAAAGCGAGGUCCUUGGACCAGAUGAUUCGUGUUCAUGGUGACCACCUGCAGAAAAUACACAGCCUCUGCUUGCUACAACCUAACGCCGUAUCCCUGCACAAAGCCGUCAUUUCCAUCCUCGACAUGUGCAUCCACUUCUCUGACGUGUUUAUCUCCUUCGCGGGGGAUACAACGCACGACACAUCGCGCCUCUCCAUCAACAUCCGCAAGCACCGCUCGCGCAGGCAGGCCCGUGCCCGCCGGAACAUUAUCGGGUUCUCGCUUGACUCGCCUUCGCCAAUGCCACCAUCUGCGUCGUCCGACGAGGAUACAGAUUCCGAAGACGAGAGGGAGGCAUACAGCUAUGUCGAGGGCGCAGAAAGGACGUUUGAUGCGUCACACGUUGAAGGUGCAGAUGGUGACGAGGACCUUUCAAUGAGACUGGACAGAAUGUCGAAGGAGCUGGAUGGGCUUGUGAGGUUUAUCAGGCGGGGAGUUGAGGGAUUGAUUAGUAGUUCGGGGGACCCAUCGUCUGUGUUGGGAAUUUUGGCGUUCGCGCUAGAGGACUGGGACUCGUAG
Molecule: messenger RNA, 3285 nt
Organism: Coniophora puteana RWD-64-598 SS2
Lineage: Eukaryota; Fungi; Basidiomycota; Agaricomycetes; Boletales; Coniophoraceae
Exons: 10
Coding region: 1-3285 (1094 amino acids)
Biological process (GO): mitotic cell cycle; meiotic cell cycle; cytoplasmic microtubule organization
Cellular component (GO): equatorial microtubule organizing center; centrosome; spindle pole
Molecular function (GO): gamma-tubulin binding; microtubule minus-end binding
Source: RefSeq, a predicted model, not a curated record